CUUUUCCAGCGCCAACACUUGACGACCACCACCACGACCGGCCGGUCUCCUCCUGUCGUUCACAAUGCUACGCACCGCCCCCCGGAUAAUUGCCCGCCACAGCGCCCUGCGUGCCGCGCCGCCCGCUCGCCGCUUUAUCAGCACCGCGCCGCCGGCGCAGAAGAGCCGCAGCUGGAAGAGCCUGGUAGGCAGGCUGGGAAUUGCAGGCGCCAUCAUCUACUACUACAACACAACCGAUCUGUCCGAGGUUGUCGCCGCCGAUGCCCGCGCCGCCGCGCCACACUUGGCCACUGCCGAAAGCGAUGCCUCGCUGCCCACCAUCGAGUCCAUUUCCGCCGCGCGCGCUGAGCGGAGGGCCGUCCAGGCACAAUUGGAGGCGCAGCGGUUGAAGGAGGAGGAGGCUGCUGCGGCACAACAACCCGAGUCCAGCGGUGAAGCAGGAGACAUCCAGGGCCUCGAGGAGCAGGCGGACCAGCAGGGCGCAUUCAACCCCGAGACGGGCGAAAUCAACUGGGACUGCCCUUGUUUGGGGGGCAUGGCUACGGGACCAUGCGGCGAGGAGUUCAAGGCCGCGUUCAGCUGCUUUGUGUACAGCAAGGAGGAGCCGAAGGGGUUGGAUUGCAUUGAGCGGUUCAAGGACAUGCAGGGCUGCUUCCGCCAGUACCCCGAGAUCUAUGGCGCGGAGAUCGACGACGAUGGCGACGACGACGACGUUGAUGUGACCGCCGACGACGUGGUCCCCGCCGCGCAGAACGCGCCUGCGCUGUCCGGCGAGAAAGGCACAGCCGUCGCUGACGAGGCCGAGACGCCGAUCAAGACGGAGAGCAAGAAGGAGAGCAAGACACCAAGCAAGGACGGCCCGCAUUCGCCAGACAAGGUCGCGGAAAACAGGCGCGAGCUUGGCCUGGUUCCCGAGAACUACCGACCGGCGGAGAAGGAGGCUGAGGACGAGAGCGUGGUGCCGAAGGCUGCGCACGAUGGGCGGUAGACGUCAUGAGGUAGAACUGGAACUGGGACUGGAACUGGAACGAGAGCACGAGCACGAACACGAGCACGAGACGAUGAAAAGAAGAAGUCCAUGUACCAUACCGCGCUUCGAUGUAAAAGGAGCACGUAGAAAAGGUCGCGCCACCCUCCAUCUCGUAGAGGCUCUUGUAGCACUUGGUAUUAUAUGUACAACACUCUGUUCUGGAUACUCAAUAUACAUCACCUUUCAUCAACACAGCAGAGGAACAAACGUUGUGACGUUACGUCAAGCUCAAUCUGAUUACAGUAUGUCAGGGGUAAGUAGUCGAUGUGUUACAAGACUUCGCAGCAGCCAGCUGUCAGCAAGACAUAACCUAUAGAGGUAUACAAAAUAUUUCAGCUUUAAUGUUAGCACUUGAUUGUUUAGUCUAGUGUGCUUCACUGUUACUUGCAGAGAGGUGCUGCUAGAAGAAGAAUAUUUUAGGAUCUACAUUGA
Messenger RNA from Boeremia exigua, 1462 nucleotides. RefSeq lists its product as uncharacterized. The record is from RefSeq and is a predicted model, not a curated record. Gene Ontology annotation, biological process: protein import into mitochondrial intermembrane space. The transcript is spliced from 2 exons. Lineage: Eukaryota; Fungi; Ascomycota; Dothideomycetes; Pleosporales; Didymellaceae. Gene Ontology annotation, cellular component: mitochondrial intermembrane space. Bases 65 to 988 code for a protein of 307 amino acids. Gene Ontology annotation, molecular function: protein-disulfide reductase activity.